ACACUCACUGUUGCAAUCACACCUCUCUCUCUCUCUCUCUCUCUCUCACUCUCUCUCUAAUCUCUCUCCCAAACCUCUCCCUCCCUCAAAUAUAAACAUCUCUCUCUCUCAAGUAUACCCACUUGCAAACCUCUCCCCCCCCCCUCUCUCUCUCUCUCUCUCUCGUUUGGGUCUGGGUUGUUACUGCUAAACAUUGUAGUGGGUCAGUCAGUAGAUGAUUUCUUUUAACUGAGAUCUUACUUUUAAUAAUUAUCUCAUCUGGGUUGGGAGUUAUUUCACUGAAAAGUUUGAGCUUUGGUAUUAGUAAACUACAUUGUACUAGUUUCAUCAUUAAUUCUCUAUAUAAUGAUGAUUUUAUGUGCAAACCAUGGCUUCUUUUGACCAAGAAAAAUAAAAAUAAAGAGAAGGGUGUUCGAUAAAAGGCCUCAAACAAAAGAAAAAGAAAAGCCAUGAGGAAAAAAUGUCCCCUUUGAGUGUGUAUUUGUCAAUGAGCUUAUCUUUCUCUUUUUUACUCCACACGCUUCACUGUCUAGUUCUUAAAUUCUUAUGUGUUGAACACUACUAGAUCUUGGUCAAAAGGGUCUCUUUUAUGUUCUUUUAUUUCCUCGGGUUUGCUUGAGUUUAUAUAGAUUUUGUUUAGAAGGUGUUUGUGAGCAAUGAGGAUGCAUCAGAUGGGUAAUGGUGGUGGGGGGCAGGUGAUGGAUCUUGAAACUGCAGUGAAAGAUGGGAUCUUGGGAGGUGGGUUGGUUGUGAAUGGUGGUGGUGCUGGAGAGAAAUUGGAUCUUGGUAAGAUGAUUGAAGAGUUGGAUUCAAUUGAGACUCCACCUGUGUUUAUUUGUCCUAUUUCUUUGGAGCCAAUGCAAGAUCCUGUGACCCUUUGUACAGGUCAGACUUAUGAAAGGUCUAAUAUUUUGAAAUGGUUCUCUUUAGGCCAUUUUACUUGUCCUACUACAAUGCAGGAGCUUUGGGAUGAUUCUGUUACUCCUAAUAGUACUUUGUAUCAGUUGAGUUAUAGUUGGUUUUCGCAGAAGUAUGUGGCUAUGAAGAAGAGGUCAGAGGAUGUGCAAGGGAGGGUUUUAGAGAUUUUGGAAAAAUUGAAGAAGGUUAAGGGUCAAGCUAGGGUUCAUUCUUUGAGGGAGCUGAAGCAAGUUGUAAUCACACAUGAUUCUGCAAAGAAGACAGUUGUGGAGAAUGGUGGGGUAAGUUUUUUAUCUGGUUUAUUGGGUAAUUUUACUACUCAUGCUGUUGGGUCUGAUGUAAUUGGGAUAUUGGUAAAUUUGGAACUCAAUUCAGAUGCAAUUAGUAAUUUGAUUCAACCCACUAAGAUUUCUUUGAUUGUGGAUAUAUUGAAUGAGGGGUCAAUUGAUACGAAGAUGAAUUGCACAAAAUUGAUUGAAAUGUUGAUUGAGGGGAAGGAUUCUAAGGCAGAAGUUGUUUCAAGUCUGAGUCUUUUGGUAGGGUUGUUGAGGCUAGUGAAGGAUAAGAGAUACCCGAAUGGCGUAUUAUCUGGACUCCGGUUAUUGAAGAAGAUUUGUUCAUAUGAAGGUUUGAGAAGCUCGGUGGUGAGUAUUGGGGUUGUUCCUCAACUGGUUGAGAUGUUGCCCACUUUGAAUGCUGAAUCUUUAGAGCUAGCAUUGCACAUCCUUGAAGUCUUGUCAUCCUUUCCAAAGGGUAGGCUGGCUUUGAAGGAAUGCCCCAACACCAUUCCAAUUGUUGUCAAGUUGUUGAUGAAGAUUUCGAAGAAUUGCACUCAUUUGGCGUUAUCAAUUUUGUGGGCAAUAUUUGAGCUUGCCCCAGAAGAAUGUGCAGCACUGGCUGUUGAUGCAGGCCUAGCGGCGAAGCUGCUUCUUGUUAUUCAGAGCGGGUGCAAUCCCUUACUAAAGCAACGGUCAGCAGAGUUGUUGAAACUGUGUAGUUUAAAUUGCACAGAUACAAUAUUCAAUUCCAAGUGUAAGCUUACCAUAGCAAUAAGAUGAAUGACAUUGAAAAAUUGUUCGUAUACUCUUAUGCGUUGGAGGAGAAUGAUACCAUAAAGCUAAUCGAAUCAGCACCAGUUAAGGGUUUGGAUAGGGAUGCAUUCCUCCACCAGCGGCGUACAUUCUUCUGUCAGCAUCUGAAUCAAAUUAGCACAAGUUAAGGGUUCGGAUAGGUAUACAUUCCUCCACCAUGUACAUCCAAUUUUAUGAUAUGCUCACAUGAACAACAGCAGCAUAAUGUGAAUAUGUAUGCUAAUGGUCACUGUUAUGCACUGCCUGUGAGCUAUAGUCAGUUCUACAUUGCUGUUUCGAUAAAAUUUAGCAAAGGUGAAUUGAUGUGGGGAAAAAGAAUUCAAGUGGAAACUUGUUUUUUCAACCACAACUGUGAAUUGUUUUUAAUUUUUUCAAGUUCUUUGCCCCAUUGAUCGCCAAAUGUUAUCCCCCCCUAUCCAUUUGUAGCUCAAUUUGUUCAUCAAAAUUUUGUUUUACUUGUUCAACUUUAUCAACAAUUUUGUAGAUCUGCGGUGUAGUUCCUUCAAUAUACAAUGUUUAUCAAUAUUUUGGUUC
This is a messenger RNA of Daucus carota subsp. sativus, 2543 nucleotides long. RefSeq names its product U-box domain-containing protein 30. Gene Ontology annotation, biological process: protein ubiquitination. Gene Ontology annotation, molecular function: ubiquitin protein ligase activity. The coding region runs from base 657 to 1976 and encodes 439 amino acids. The transcript has a single exon. NCBI's taxonomy places the organism in Eukaryota, Viridiplantae, Streptophyta, Magnoliopsida, Apiales, Apiaceae. The record is from RefSeq and is a predicted model, not a curated record.